AUGCAGAUGAUGAUGAGGGAGAUUGGCAAGAUUCAGCAGCACCUGAAUUUGGACUAUGUGCCAUUGGCCUGUGAAGCUACACCGCGGUCGAUUCUGGAAUCCGAGGCUUCCGUCGAGCAUGUGCGUUCGCCCUCAAAAGCCGUGGCCUUCGAGGAGCCUUUGCAGGUGGACAUCGAUGAAGAUCCAACCUCCGACGUUCCGGAAAGUCCAACAGGAGAUGCGAUGACGAGGGCUCAUGUGGCCAACAAGGUGAAGAAGCUGAAGCGAGUUCGAGAGAUGGCCUCUCAGACGGAGGAUUCCUACCGUGACACUGGCUGUCAGACAGCCUCCCUUGUGAAGGAAUUUCCACACAUGCUUUGUAGGAACGCGAUUUGGAUUUCCAUAGACAUCGACUACAACGACAGCAUAUUGCUCAUAAACGCAGACACGGUUUUCCAAGUGGUCGAACAUACCUUCUGCACAUACUUCUUCUUCGAGAUCUCAAUUCGUGCCUAG
Molecule: messenger RNA, 495 nt
Organism: Symbiodinium necroappetens
Lineage: Eukaryota; Dinophyceae; Suessiales; Symbiodiniaceae
Source: the annotation of a GenBank genome assembly